AUGAAGACAAUGAAGAAGUUCUGCCGCAGUCUCAAAUGUUGGGGGCGCCGCUGCCACUGCAGCGAUGAUGAGGAUUCCGACCAAGGAAUCCCCCUAUCCGAAAUGGCACCUAUGGUGGCAGCCAAAGUCCCAGGUCAAGCAGCAAAGCCAGUUCAAGCCCCGAAGCCAGGUCGAGUCUCGAAGUCAGGUCGAGUCAUGAAACCAGGCCAAGCCGCAAAGCCAGGUCAAGCCACAAAGCCAGCUAAACCCCAGAAGCCAGCUAAGCCUCAGAAGCCAGUUAAACCUCAGAAGGAGGCCGCCAGCCCCAGUGAAGGUAACAGCAGCGGUGAAUACCCCCCUCUCCCGCCAUCAAGGGACGGUUCUCACACUGGCAUCACACCUGAAAUGAGUGAUGUCGAUAUUAACGAUGCUAGUGAAAUACGCGACAACCCCUCUCCCCCCAGAUCUGACAGUGAUACUGACAUGCCAGAUGCCGGGCUCGUUGACAUGCCAGCAGCCACGCCCGGCGAUGAAUUAAUGUCCUACCCUCUAGCCCAGGAAAAUGAAAGUGAGUCUUCAUCUGAUGAUUACUUGUAUUUCGGUUCUGCGCAACCUGCGCGACGUCCGCGACGCCUGCGGCCCACUCCUGCCGCGGUCCAGUCUGAGGAGCAAGGCGAACAACAAUGGCACCAGCAGUCCUCUAGCUCCUCUGGCAGCAAGCGUGCGCACGUCGAGUACGUUGGGGAAUGGAGCCCAGCUGGCGAAUCUCAGGUUAGUCCCGCUGCUAAGCGUCCGCGUACCACGAGUGUGCAGAGUGGGCAGGAUGUAGCAGCACAAGUACCUGCCGGACCACCCCUAUCUCCUCCAAGACUAUUCAAUUCUCCAAAGAUUACCAGUUCCAGUGAUUCCCCCUUCAACACCGACGAUGAGUUGCAUGACAGGCCUUCGACAGAGACAGUCGAGGGAUACCGACUAAUAGGAGCUCAACUACAAGCUUGGCUAGAAAACCCAAACGAACCAAACUGCUAUAUUGCCCAGGCAACGGCAACUGUACACUCCUUAAUGAACGCCCCCAACCCAGCAGAUAGGUUCCAAUGCGGAGAAAGUUUCUUCAAAGAUCCGGGCGAUCUCAUGGAGGGAGGCGAUCCUGAAUCGACGGGGCUCCCUACCGAGGGCUACAGGUACCGCUAUACAACUUUUUCAAACGUGGUCACAAACCAAGAGACCCUAGCAAGAUAUGACCGUGAGCAUCUGACUAAUGGCUAUACACACCUCGUCGGACCAGGUCUGCUUGUUGGUCAUUCCAUUUUUAGGUACGAUAACGUUCAGUGGAAUGAAUUUGCGAGGGCUGUGUAUGUUUUUGACCAUGACAUAUCCACUUUGAGGUUUGUUAUGUUUACCCACGUCGUCAAUGAAGAAACUGCACCAUAUAUCAGGCGUAUACUCUACCCCAGACUUAAUCGCGAUUUCGAUGCUUCGCUACACGAGGAUUGCCUCAAAAUCGAACGUGGCACGCCUGAGUUUGAGGAGCUCCUCGGCACAAAGUUGGGGAAAGCAACUGCCAUCCUUCUUUUAUCUUCUCUUCCCAGAGGUACGAGACGGAUCACUCGAGCAGUCAUUUGGAAUGAGCUCUACAGACUUCAGGUAAGAUUUGAGAUUGAGCUUAUCACUGCUAACCCAGAUGAUCAAUCGCCAACUCCACAGCCAUCAACUACACAGCUAUCAACUGCACAGGGUUGA
This is a messenger RNA of Penicillium samsonianum, 1719 nucleotides long. RefSeq lists its product as uncharacterized. Lineage: Eukaryota; Fungi; Ascomycota; Eurotiomycetes; Eurotiales; Aspergillaceae. The transcript has a single exon. The record is from RefSeq and is a predicted model, not a curated record. Bases 1 to 1719 code for a protein of 572 amino acids.